AUGGAACAUCAGAAUGAGGGAUACGUGGCAGCGCAGGAGUCGAGACCUGCAUUGGGAGAACGUCAAAGAUCGCUUCUGCCUCAAAGGUCGGCAAUCUCGAAAGGAAAAUACACUUUGCACGACUUUCAAAUUCUAAGAACGCUUGGAACAGGAUCGUUUGGACGGGUGCAUCUGGUUCGUUCGGUGCAUAACGGACGCUAUUAUGCGAUCAAAGUGCUAAAGAAACAGCAAGUGAUAAAAAUGAAGCAAAUUGAGCACACGAACGAUGAGCGUCGGAUGCUGAAACUGGUAGAUCAUCCCUUUCUGAUUCGCAUGUGGGGCACGUUCCAGGACUCUCGAAGUUUGUUUAUGGUAAUGGACUACAUCGAAGGUGGAGAGCUGUUUUCGUUGCUCAGAAAAUCGCAGCGAUUCCCCAAUCCUGUGGCGAAAUUUUUCGCUGCAGAGGUAAUCCUCGCGCUGGAGUACCUCCACGCACACGACAUUAUCUACCGGGAUCUGAAGCCAGAAAAUAUAUUGCUGGACCGCAACGGACACAUCAAAAUCACAGAUUUCGGGUUCGCCAAAGAGGUUGACACGGUGACGUGGACUUUGUGCGGUACUCCGGACUACAUUGCACCUGAGGUCAUUGCAACUAAGCCCUACAACAAAUCUGUAGAUUGGUGGUCUUUGGGUAUCUUAAUUUUUGAGAUGUUGGCUGGUUUCACGCCCUUUUACGAUACCACACCCAUGAAAACCUACGAAAAGAUUUUACAGGGCAAGGUCACCUACCCGCCAUUCUUCCAUCCUGAUGUGGUAGACUUAUUGGUGAAAUUGAUCACCUCAGAUUUGACCCGUAGAUUGGGAAAUCUGCAGAGUGGUGCUCAGGAUGUUAAAUCACACCCUUGGUUCAGUGAAGUCAUAUGGGAAAAGCUUUUAGCGAAGGACAUUGAGACCCCUUAUGAACCUCCAAUCACAGCUGGCGUUGGUGACUCUUCUUUAUUCGAUCAAUAUCCAGAAGAGCACUUGGAUUACGGUUGCCAAGGUGAAGAUCCCUAUGCGCAAUAUUUCAUUGAUUUUUGA
Messenger RNA from Lachancea sp. 'fantastica', 1059 nucleotides. Lineage: Eukaryota; Fungi; Ascomycota; Saccharomycetes; Saccharomycetales; Saccharomycetaceae. The record is from the annotation of a GenBank genome assembly.